UCCCACAAGGACAGACACAUAACCCAUUAAUAAAAUGUUCUCUGAGAGCCAAGUACGUUGUAUAGCCUAUCGUUUGCAUUGUGCUCUCCACUUGCGCAUGUCGUGAAUUAAUUACAUCACCAAAACUACUUUAAAUCACACAUUUGCUUGAACAUGACAUAAACCAAUUUGACCAGAUAGAUGAAUCACAACCCGGCAGGCUAAUCGUCAUCCCUGAAGCCCGUAUUUAUCGAGUCUGUGUUGCUCCAUCACGUUCCAAUCAUGCACUCUCAGCCGCGCCUGCCGUCAGCGCAACUCGAGCUUGGGACUGUUGGAUCAGUGGCUUAGCAGGAAUAACUAAAGAAAGGUGAAAAAAUCGUACUACUGGAUGACUAUCAAGUCCUGACACUUCAUGAGGCUCAGUUUCGCACUGUCUUUCUGAGCGCGCUGAGAAUGGGAGCCCACCAGCUCUCGGUACCGGUGGAGUGGAUGAAAACAGACCGGACAACUUUUACCUUACGACGGGCGGAUUCUUUGAUGGCACUACAUGCAUUCUACGCUGGAAAAGCCUAAAAGGUCUCUGAUCCAGCCCCUCUCCAAUGUCACCCGGACGUCCACAUGGCGACGUUUAACGGCUCGGAACGCCCCUCCUGGAACGACUCGGAACGGGUUCCGGAAGACCUCCUCCUCCUGCGCAACUCCUCCGGCGGGUGGCCGGGGGGGAGGACGGCGUGCAACUACUACGCCAUGCUCUACUCCCUGCUCAUCCUGGCCAUCGUGUUUGGCAACGCGCUGGUUUGUCUGGCGGUGGUGAGGGAGAGGUCCCUCCAGACCACUACCAACUACCUGGUGGUGAGCCUGGCCGUGGCCGACCUGCUGGUGGCCUCCCUGGUCAUGCCCUGGGCCGUCUACCUGGAGGUGGUUGGAGGGGCGUGGCUCUUCAGCAGGAUGUACUGUAACAUCUUCGUCACACUGGAUGUCAUGAUGUGUACCGCCAGCAUCCUCAACCUGUGUGCCAUCAGCAUCGACAGGUACACAGCGGUGGUGAUGCCCGUCCUCUACAACACCACCCACAGCUCCAGGAAGCGCGUCUCCGUCAUGAUCGCCACUGUGUGGAUCCUGGCCUUUGCCGUCUCCUGCCCCCUGCUGUUCGGAUUCAACACAUCAGGUGAGACACACGACCCAGCGGUCUGCUCCAUCUCCAACCCAGACUUUGUCGUCUACUCAUCGGUGGUCUCCUUCUACCUGCCGUUCACCGUCACCUUGCUGGUGUACAUCCGCAUCUACAUCUUCCUCAGGAAGAGGAGGAAGAGGAUCGCCUUCCGCCAAGCUGGCAGCGGAAAGGUCCAGCCUGGCGCCGCCCAGCCCUCUGUGGUGAGAACACAGCCGUGGGCUCCCACAGGGGCCGUGAAAAAAUGCUUGGACGAAUCCUGCCUGCAGGAGGACAACCCCCGGGAGAAGAGAGACCUGUCCCCCAUCAGAAUCAAAGUGGAGACUGCUGAGCCGGCGGUGACCCCCAAAGGCGGCCUGCUCAGGGGGUGCCUGAUGCGUAAGCGACCCCGCACGGCUCCGGCGGAGAACGCCGCACUGCCCCCGGUGGACAUCCAGAACUACUGCAGCAUCAGCCACGCCUCCUGCGGACGCACUGAGCACGAGCGCACAGAGAAAGAGGGAUCCAAGGAGGAGGAGGAGGAGGAGCGCGUCCCCGCACGGAGGAGCUGCCAGGUCAAGGAGCUGUCAAAUGGCCGCACUCACACGACCCUCCAGCCCCGCACCCAGUCCCAGGGCAGCCAGCAGCAGCAGAGGGUCAGGAGCAUGCAGAACAGGGAGAAGAAGGCCACACAGAUGCUGGCCAUCGUCCUCGGGGUGUUUCUGAUCUGCUGGCUGCCGUUCUUUGUGACUCACAUCCUGAACACCCACUGCGGGACGUGUCACAUCCCCCCGGAGCUCUACAGCGCCUUCACCUGGCUGGGCUACGUCAACAGCGCCCUCAACCCUGUCAUUUACACCACCUUCAACAUCGAGUUCAGGCGAGCCUUCAUCAAGAUCCUCAGCUGCUAAGGGCCAAUAUGCUCCACGGUGACCGUGUCAGCCAGAAGGCCAUGCUCUCCGACCGUGAGGCAGCUCGGGCCCGGCAGGCCAUGGGUUCAGUAGCCGUGAGAAGUACUGAGCCCGAGUAGACAAUGUCAGGGCAAGGAGUGAGUCUCAUCAGGACCAUGGGCUGCUGAGUCCCAGGGGUCCCCAGGCAACCCAUCAGGUCAGGGCUCUGAACUCCAAUGCACCUCUGAUGGACACAUCUGAGCAUGGACAUGAAUACUUCGCCCCAGCCGUGGACACAUUAGCCAUGACCGGUCCAUCUUCAGGUCCAUGCCUCAUUUUUAUUGCAAUCAUCUAUGGCUGAGUGUACAGAUCCGUAAUGACCUUGUCCGACCAUGGACUUUCUCUGAACAGACCAUGGACUUUCUCUGAACCUUGCAAUGCACUGCGCCUAACCCAAUUAAGGGUUCUGCCUCUUGACGAACCUCAGACCCGGCACGUCUGACCCCGAACAGAAUUUAAUCUGGCUUGACUGGUAUUGGACGGUUGCCUGCUCCACCUGGACACUGGAGACAUGGAGGGAGGAUGAGAGGGUACGAGUUUCAUUUAACCAAUACACAUUGAUUGAUACACUGCUGGAGAUUCAGAGAUGGG
Esox lucius (northern pike) is the source of this 2670-nucleotide messenger RNA. RefSeq names its product dopamine receptor D3 (gene drd3). The record is from RefSeq and is a predicted model, not a curated record. Gene Ontology annotation, cellular component: membrane. Gene Ontology annotation, biological process: adenylate cyclase-activating adrenergic receptor signaling pathway. Lineage: Eukaryota; Metazoa; Chordata; Actinopteri; Esociformes; Esocidae. The transcript has 8 exons. Bases 598 to 2040 code for a protein of 480 amino acids. Gene Ontology annotation, molecular function: dopamine neurotransmitter receptor activity, coupled via Gi/Go; G protein-coupled receptor activity.